GUUCAUGUAGGUGUGGAGGAGUCUGGUAAUCCCACUGAGACCAAGCCUGUCCCUCAGAGCCCUGUCUUACCCGUUGGUCCAAUAUCAGACGGGGCCCUACCACAUAUGAUGGAGACUGGGGAGGCAGGAGCCCCCGGAAUCAUCAUGUCUUCCAAACCACCCAAGGGGGCUGACGGCAGCAUGUCCCCCCUCAAGGGCUUCGCUGGAGCCCCAGGUGAGAUAUAGGGGUAGCUGGGAGAGAGGCUAGGAACACGUACAGAAUGCAUGUGCAUUUGCAUAUCUACACACACACAUACAUCCCAAGCACAUGCACACGCAAGUAGGUAUGUUUGCAAGAUUAAUUGCAUUCUUUCAAAACCUCAUGAAAUGUAUCUUCAUUAUUUUACAGCCUCCCCACCAUCUACAGGGUCUUUAAAGCCUAAUAUACCAGUGAUUUCUGGUAAGUGCUAUUUGACUCAUUUGAUUAAAUUUACUAUCAAGAUAAAAUUGAGUCUCCUGAAAAUGAACCUCUUUCAACAGUUGCCCACAUUCCUCUGAGAUCGUCAUUACACAAUCCAUAUUUAACUUUAACAGGUAAGAUAUGUAGUGCUCUUGUUACGAUGAAUUCCAUAGUAAUCCAAUCAGCUACUGUAUGGACAAGAAUUAUCUGUCCCAAUAACCACUUGAAAAUUUGUUUUGAGUGUGUCCCAAAUUUGGGACAGAAACUGUGUCAAUGUGACAUUAGAUUAAACUUUAACCCUGUAUCUCUGUGUCAGGUGAGCGGGUGUCCUUCUCGGCUGGGCUCAACCGCUUGCCCUUCCCUGGGGAGGUGGGCAUCAUCCGCUUCAACAAGGUGUUGGUGAAUGAUGGGGGACACUAUGACCCUCACACAGGUAACGACUACAUCACUGUCACACACAUAUGGACAUCACCACACUAACCUAGAUGUAAACUACAACUUAUCCAAAUAAUCAAGAGUUUUAUGGUUGUACAUCUAGGUGACAAUACAGAUGAAUGUCAACUCGUGUUUGUUCACUCUCACAACUGACAUGUAUGAGUGCCCUGUUGUGGCUGAUAGGUUUCCUCUGACCCUCUUCAUGUCUUCCAGGCAUCUUUAACGUUCCCAUGGAGGGCCACUACCUGCUGAGUGCCGUGCUAACAGCCCAGAGAGGUGCCAGGGUGGAGGCAGUGUUCUCUGUGUCCAACCGCAGCAUCCAGAGGCUGGACACGGCCGGUUACCUCCCUGAUAAUGGUGGUGGAGGUGGGGCUGGCUCCACCAGCUGUGACUGCGGAGGCUCUGCCUCCCUGAGCCUGGUUCUGACUCUGAAGCGUGGGGACAGGGCAGGUUUAGUCAUGACCGCAGGCAAACUUGCCAUCUCAGAGAACACAGAGGUCCUCUCAACAUUUAGCGCCGUGCUUCUCUACCCCACCCCCUCAAAAAAA
Coregonus sp. 'balchen' is the source of this 1422-nucleotide messenger RNA. The record is from the annotation of a GenBank genome assembly. Lineage: Eukaryota; Metazoa; Chordata; Actinopteri; Salmoniformes; Salmonidae.